Molecule: messenger RNA, 6118 nt
Organism: Crotalus tigris (Tiger rattlesnake)
Lineage: Eukaryota; Metazoa; Chordata; Lepidosauria; Squamata; Viperidae
Gene: PPM1K
Product: protein phosphatase, Mg2+/Mn2+ dependent 1K
Exons: 7
Coding region: 832-1932 (366 amino acids)
Biological process (GO): protein dephosphorylation
Molecular function (GO): protein serine/threonine phosphatase activity; cation binding
Source: RefSeq, a predicted model, not a curated record
UGCUUGCGGCUUGGCUGAAGUCCAGGUGUUGGGAGUGACGACGCCUUCUUGAUUUUCUGUUGUGGAACGCGAUUUUCUGUUGUCCAGGCAAGACGCGAGCGGCAGCCUUGCGAGGCGAUCGGAGAACAGGACGGUGCCCGAUGCCAAGCAAGGCACGGGGGUGCGAGAGGGAGAUCGCUCGGGUUAUUUCAGAGAGUAACGGACGGAGAAUGCGGAAGACGCCCAGCUCGCUUCGCCCCGAGCGGAGGGCCGAGCAGGCGAGGCUGCGCCAGCGGAGGAUUCGCAGCAAGACCCUGGAAGGCGGUGCCCAGUACGGCACUAGGAAGGCCGGGCUCCCGGGCUUCUGCGCUGAUUGCGUGGCUCUCUCAGAGGCGCGCCUGGGUCCUUAAUCUUUCUCUUGACACGCGAGGAGGAGUCUGAGUUUGGUCGUCAGAACCUGGAGCUUUUGCCUUGCAUGGCGCCUUUCAGCUCGUUUUUAAACCUAGCCCAUGAACUCAGUCGAGGAUCUCUUACUGUGACAUCGAAAUCCCAGAGUUGCUUUAAUUGCACCCUGUUUAAAUUAAUUGCUGGGGGUGCCGUGUGCAAUCAAGCACCUUGCACCCCUCAGCCUUCUUUCCAGCUUUGAUAGGACUCUGGUUUUGGCUCUCCUGGUGAUAUGACAAUAUUGGUCCCCUAGAAGUUAAAUACGUUGGGAAAGGCUUAAUAUCCAGAAGUUCUGCUUUUUAUUCAUUGAGGGGCAAUGAUCUGCAUGGUUAUUUGGGAGUUCCUCUUUUAGUGGGGGACGUUUUCAAAGCCAGCUUCAAAACUGUCUUGUUCCUCUGGAAUUGAGGGAUGUCCACGGCGGCCUUAAUCAGUCUGGUUCGGAGUAGAGGCCACCAGCUGCAGAGAACGCUGCUUACAUCUUGCACAAUUCUCAGCCCCAAGUGCCAAAUUUCCACCAACAGCUGCAGGGCUUCGCGUUUCGAUAUGGAUGGGAGCGGCUGCCCUGCCACCUGGGAUUCCUUUGGGAUUUGGGACAACCGCCUGGAUGAACCCAUCUUGCUCCCCCCCAGCAUCAAGUAUGGGAAGCUGAUUCCGAAGGUCAGCCUGUCGAACGUGGGUUGUGCCACCCACAUUGGGAAACGGAAGGAAAAUGAGGACCGUUUUGAUUACGCCCAGCUGACUGAGGAUGUCCUGUAUUUUGCCAUUUUUGAUGGGCACGGUGGGGUGGCAGCAGCUGAUUUCUGCAACAAGUACAUGCGGGAAUAUAUUCGAGAAUUUCUUUCUGAGGAACACAACAUGGAAUUAGUAUUGAUUAAAGCUUUUCUAGAAAUAGACAAAGCAUACAUGAGACAUGCCCACUUAUCUGCAGAUGCUACCUUGUUAAAUACUGGGAGCACAGCAACAGUGGCUUUGCUGCGAGAUGGCAUUGAGCUGGUGGUAGCCAGUGUGGGUGAUAGCCGUGCGCUGUUAUGCCGCAAAGGAAAAGUUGAGAAGCUGACCAUUGAUCAUACUCCAGAACGGAAGGAUGAGAAGGAAAGAAUCAGGAAAUGUGGUGGUUUCAUCUCCUGGAACAGUCUGGGGCAGCCCCAUGUGAAUGGCAGACUUGCAAUGACCCGUAGUAUUGGAGAUUUGGAUCUUAAGAAGUGUGGUGUGAUCGCAGAACCUGAAACAAAACGGGUGCAGUUACACCAUACAAGUGACAGCUUCUUGGUCCUGACCACAGAUGGCAUCAACUUUAUAGUAAACAGUCAAGAGAUCUGUGACUUUGUUAACCAGUGCCAUGAUCCAACCGAAGCAGCUCACAUCAUUACUGAGCAGGCUAUGCAGUAUGGGACAGAAGAUAACGGCACCGCUAUUGUAGUGCCAUUUGGAGCCUGGGGCAAAUACAAAAACUCUGAGAUCAACUUUUCCUUCAGCCGAAGCUUUGGUUCAAGUGGAAGAUGGGCAUGAGCAUCUUUCUCCACCAAGCUGCUAAACAUUUAAAGAUGUAGAUUGCAGAAAGGUGAUACAUAGGUAGAAAACCUCCAUCUUUUCUAGCAAUAGGCCCUUUCUGCUUGACUAGCAAACUGCUGUUAACUUGAUGUCACCUCUUAACAAAUGUCUUUGUUACUGCUUCUCUCAAACCAAGCAUUCUCACACCUUUGGUCCUUCUUCGUGGGCUUCUGCAGGGGCAAGAUGCUGAUAUUUUUUUGGCUGACUGUCAUUGUGAUGUCACCUGUUUCUCCUGAGGUUUUUGAGAUAUUUUAGAGAAACAAAGGAAUGUGGCGAAUGCAAGCAGACUGCACAGCUCUGCAGUUGGUGAACCAAAGGACAAGGAGAAGAAAAGUAGCAUUUUAUCUCCUGUGCUAUUCCAUCCUGUGUAAGGGAAAUUCAAAGACUACUAGAAAGUUGGAGAGCUAAAGGGUGGGUUUAAUUGCUAGUUCACUAUCACUGUCACAUUGGGGUUAGAAUAAUUCAACUCUGAAAAGGAGUUUCAGUCUCAAGACUGAUAAGCCUCAGGAUUGUGAGUCCAGAGACAGAGAUAACUGUGUAUUUCCUGUACUGAUGUCCCCUUUUUUUGAAAAGCAGAGAGAAAGUUGUACGCUUGGUUAAAUAUCUGCAUUUUGUUUAAUGUAUAACUCAAGAGACACAGUAUAGCUCUUGAGACAGUACUAACCAGGAUAUACUGUAUUAGUAUGCCUUCUAAAAAUAUCAAAUAAAUUCUGUUUUUUUUUUCUUUAAAGGGGCCAGUGCUAAAACCCCUCCUUUAAAAAAAAUAUUCCACAUUGGCUACUGUUAAAUUCCUUUUCUAAGUAUUAAUGUACAGCAUUAAUGCAAUUAAUUUUGAUGAUGAGAUUAUUUUGGUUUGUUUCAUAGUUUACAGGAAGAUGAGCUUGGUUUUCUAGGUUCUGGCUAUUGAAAGGACGUAGUCUAAAUCUGUUUAGAAUUGUCCCCAACUUUAAAGUAAAAAUUGGAGGGAAAUGGAAGUUUCAGAGAGGCCAGUAAUAUAUUUUCAAACAACUCUAUUCCUUCCCAUUUUAAAAUACAGUUAUGAAGGGAACAAAUCUGUGUGUUUCUAAGCAAGACUACAGUAAUUGAAGUAAAAGCAAGGUUAAUUUCAUGGCACAGGCAUCUCUCAGUCCCUCUGGGGAACCUUCCCCAUCUUUCUGCCCUUCAGAUGCUUUGGGGGCUGAUAACACCCAUCUGAUUAAGAAUUUCAGGAGUUUUAGUAUCCAUCUGAGAAUAUCAGGUGGAAAAGAAAGCAGAACUAUUGGUGUUAAAAUCUAUAUUUCUACAUUGGAAAUUGUCUGACUCAGCAGUGAGAUCUCACGACAGUGCCGAAAUAUCAUGCAUUCUUGCUGAGCAAGAAAACCGCAGCCUCAUGAGAUUGGAUGAUCUCAGAAGCUUCCAGCCUUUGGGGUGGGAAAAACCCACUGAAUCUUGAAAACAGCCCUAAUUUAGACCAGUGCCAUCUAAAUAUGUUGUGGAUACUGAAUUCCCAGUCCCUAUUAACAGGUCUGUACCCACAAGGUGUGAGAAAGCAGUAAGCCUUCUGAGUCAUAGAUAUCUUUGAGAGAGCAAAUGAGGAAAACCUUUGUCAUGACCUCAUUGGACAAAUGUGAUCGGCAUCAAUCCAAACAGUGACAGAUUACAUAACGUUGUAGGAUGGUGUCAUGAUGUACUUCAUAAUGUUAUUGUGACUCCUGCCAGAUGCCUAUGGCUCCAAUAUAAACAUUGGGAGUGUUUCCUCGUAUUGAAAAGGAAAGAAUAUUAAAUAGAAAUGUAACACUUGCCUUCCCCUGCGUAGUUACUUUGCAUCUGGGAAUAAUAGUGCUGAGCCAUUUAGUUGAACCCUGGUCACAAUGUGAACGAUGGACUUACACAACUGGACAUCUAAGCCCGUAGCACCAAAAACCACUUUGGGUGUCAACCAUUCCGAUGCUGCCUCUGUACAUCCUUCUGCUUCUGACUGAUCCUUUGAACUUGUGAAAGACUUUGCAGACAGUGCCCUGGUAUUCUUCUGUUUUUGUCUGCUGUAAAUUUUUAUUCGUUUGUAUUCUAUACACACAGAUUCUAUAACACAAUUAUAUAGACUUUAAAAGUUAUGUUUAGAAAUUGUAUACUCUUUUAUCGGUUACUGUCAUUUUAAGACAAAGUAGUAUAUAUUGAUGUUAAAAACAUUUUGUUCUUCCUGAGUUAUUUUUUUUUAAGGGCGUUUUGUUUUUGUUCUUGUUUGCUACAACAAAAACACCAGCUCUCCCAUGGGCUAAAACAGGCAUGCAGUCAGAAUUAUCACCAUUAUAUAAUAUAAAUAUAUGAUGCAAAUAAAAUAUACUUCCAGGUAAAGGAGCAGUUUUGGCCAUGACUCAGCUUCUUUCUCUAUUAAUAGCAGCAGCUCAUAAAAGAAAAGGAAGCUGAUAAUUACUGAAGGCAGAGAAAGCAAAUACUGUAUAUUUUUUCCCCUUCAUUAUAGCCCUACCCCCAGAGAGUAAAUGCCAUUUCAGAAAAAUGGAUUUUUCCACUAGAGCACAAUAGAAAGGAGUUUAAAUUCUUUCCCCAUUCCUGCUCUAAUCUUGCUAAUUAUCCAUUCCAUCAGCUGACAUUGCAUAUUUUUAAAGUUAUGGCAAUAAACACAAGGCGAUGCAAAUUAUCUCCUUUGGUGCUCAUAAAACUAGAAAUAAAGGGAAUCUUGAUCAGGAAAUUCAUACAUCUGAUCUUAAUAUAUAUAUUUAUUUAAAGGCACAAUAUAUUAAAAGGAGAUGUGUAUGGGUCAGUGUAAUGUAUAGCUCAAAUCUGAAAUUGUCUGGUAAGAAAGAAAAUUGUAAAACUUUCAAAGAAAUUAUCUUAGGUUGUGGUUGAAAGCAUCAAGGCACCAAGCCAAUUGUAGUAUGUCAAGAAAUCCAGGCUUGGAAGACGCAAUUGUUUGCUUCCUGCUGUGGAUUGCAAAAGAGGUUUAUCAAACAUCUGAGUUAUAGGAAAAGUUUCUCCCUUCCACCUUAGAAUUCUACCAGUUGAAGAAGACUCAACAAGACAGUUAUUAUCCUGCGGCUCUUAUUGAUCUGGUGAUUGUUGAGCGCACAUGGAAUUGAACUCAGUUGCCAUUUCCUUUGUAACAAGGAGAAACUGGAGGGUUGUAUAGAUAGAACUACCAAUUGUUUGGAGGGUUUAUCUGCCUGGCUGGGGUAAUUACCUGUGUAGUCAGUGUGCUAUCACCGGUUCAUUCAAGGUGUGUUUUGUACCAGAGGGCCUGGUGAAAGUCACAAUAAUGUUUAUAUUCUUCAGUUCCAGCAUAUUUAAGCAUACAUUUAGGAAAGGGAAUAAGCAAACCAACCUGGAUUUAGGAAAACAAGUUUAGAUGUGUUUUAACACACAGUUUAUUGAUCCCAAACAAUGGGUAGCUUUCUCACCAUAUUGAAUGUACUGUAGGGAAAGUUUUUUGAGGUUAUUAAGCUGCAGUGCCUCCUGCACAAGAGGAGGCAAAUAAUGGUUAGAAAAUGAUGACUGUUCCUGAAUGCAUAGAAAGGUUUGGCAACCUGGCACAUCAAAAUUACUUUUAAAAACUCGAAAGUGCGCUUGCGUGCAUUUCUGUUUUAGGAAGCAUGUGAAAAUGUACACUAGGUAAUUGAGAUUUCUGGGAGAGGCAUUUAAAUUUAUGGUAUCAGAUAUGAAUCGGUUACAGCUGCUGUAUUUCUGUAGGACGUGAGAUGAGAAAUGAUGAUUGUGGUAAAAGUCGCACACACAGAUGUUUAUGAGAAUAUACUUAGUUCUUAGACUUAUUUAUUCUUUUGUUGGUACCAUAUGCUACCUUUCUGCUUUAUUUCUAACGAAGCAAAAUUGCAAUGAAUGUUUUUGUAUGCGUCACCCCUGAAAGCAGUUCUCAGGCCUUGCAAAAGAUAUGGCUGCUUUAAUGAUACAGAACAAAGUCCUUGGUUCAUGCCCUCUUGCAUGACACCGUAUCUCUUGAUUGCUUUUCAUCACCAUUUAUUGUUUGGAUUGAAGGCAAGACUGUGUCCAAAAUAUCAGGUAUUAAUUGUGAUAAAAUAUGUACAUAUUUUGAGCAAGUGUAAAGAUGACUGGCUUGUUAUUUCAUUUUCAGUGGUUUAUUUUACAACUGUAUAUUUAUCAUGGAGCAGAAUAAAGAACUUGCUCCCGAGUA